AUGGAUACUGUCUCGGUUUCCAAAUUGCUGUUUGCAGUUUUUUGCUUUGCAUUGUGGUUGGGUCCUCUUCAGCUGGUUCAUUCUAGUGUUUCAUAUGAUAGAAAGGCCAUCGUCAUCAAUGGCCAAAGGAGAAUCCUUUUCUCUGGUUCCAUUCAUUAUCCCAGAAGUACCCCUGAUAUGUGGGAAGAUCUGAUUUACAAGGCUAAAGCUGGAGGAAUAGAUGUAAUUGAAACCUACGUCUUUUGGAAUGUUCAUGAGCCUUCUCCUGGCAAUUACAACUUUGAAGGAAGAUAUGAUCUUGUGAGAUUCAUGAAGACAAUACAGAAUGCAGGGCUAUAUGCUCAUCUUCGCAUUGGACCUUAUGUCUGUGCAGAAUGGAAUUUCGGAGGAUUUCCUGUUUGGCUCAAGUAUGUUCCUGGGAUAAGCUUUAGAACAGACAAUGAACCUUUCAAGAGAGCAAUGCAAGGGUUCACUGAGAUGAUUGUGGGAAUGAUGAAGAGUGAACGUCUCUAUGAAUCCCAGGGUGGCCCUAUCAUACUUUCUCAGAUUGAGAAUGAGUAUGGGCCACAGAGUAAAUUACUUGGAGCUGCUGGCCAAAAUUAUAUGAACUGGGCUGCAAAAAUGGCUGUUGAAACGGGAACUGGGGUCCCAUGGGUGAUGUGCAAGGAGGAGGAUGCGCCAGAUCCAGUGAUAAACACGUGCAAUGGCUUUUAUUGUGAUAAAUUUAUUCCCAAUAGACCCUAUAAGCCUACAAUGUGGACAGAGGCUUGGACCGGCUGGUUUUCAGAAUUUGGAAGUCCAAUUCACGGAAGACCUGUUCAGGAUUUGGCAUUUGCAGUUGCCAAAUUCAUACAACAAGGGGGAUCCUUUGUAAACUAUUACAUGUAUCAUGGAGGAACCAAUUUUGGCCGUACAGCCGGAGGCCCUUUCAUCACUACCAGCUAUGACUAUGAUGCUCCACUGGAUGAAUAUGGUUUGAUUAGGCAACCAAAGUAUGGUCAUCUAAAGGAGCUUCACAAGGCUAUCAAGAUGUGCGAGCGAGCUUUAGUUUCAACUGAUCCUGUUGUUACUUCUUUAGGGAGCUUCCAACAGGCUCAUGUAUACUCUACAGAAUCUGGAAACUGUGCUGCUUUUCUCUCAAAUUAUGAUACAAAAUCUGCUGUUAGAGUGAUGUUCAAUAAUAUGCACUAUAACUUACCUCCGUGGUCCAUCAGCAUCCUCCCAGAUUGUAGAAACAUUGUUUUUAAUACAGCAAAAGUUGGAGUGCAAACAUCCCAGAUGCAAAUGUUGCCAACAGAUACUCAGAUGUUCUCAUGGGACAGUUUUGAUGAAGAUGUUUCUUCUCUGGAUGACAGCUUUUCAAUCACUGCUUCUGGUCUCUUGGAACAGAUAAACGUAACACGGGAUACAAGUGAUUAUCUUUGGUAUAUAGCUAGUGUUGAUAUAGGUUCAUCCGAGUCCUUUCUCCGUGGAGGUGAACUCCCCACUCUCAUUGUUCAGUCCACAGGCCAUGCUGUGCAUGUUUUUAUCAAUGGUCAACUUUCUGGUUCUGUCUAUGGAACGAGGGAGAAUAAGAGAUUCACAUAUACUGGCAGGGUAAAACUUCAUGCUGGAACAAACAGAAUAGCUCUGCUCAGUGUUGCUGUUGGACUUCCAAAUAUAGGAGGACAUUUUGAGACAUGGAACACAGGAAUUCUAGGUCCAAUUGUACUCCAUGGACUUGACCAGGGAAAGUGGGACCUGUCUUGGCAGAGAUGGACUUAUAAGGUUGGGCUGAGAGGAGAGGCCAUGAACCUUGCAUCUCCAAAUGGCAUCUCUUCUGUUGAGUGGAUGCAGUCAUCAUUAGCUAUACAAAAGAAGCAACCACUGACAUGGCACAAGACUUAUUUCAAUGCUCCUGAAGGAGAUGAGCCGUUGGCAUUGGACAUGAGGGGAAUGGGUAAAGGUCAAAUAUGGAUUAAUGGGUUGAGUAUUGGAAGAUACUGGACUGCACUGGCUACCGGUAACUGCAAUAACUGCAGCUAUGGCGGCUCAUUCAGACCUUCAAAGUGUCAGGUUGGUUGUGGCCAACCAACCCAGCGAUGGUACCAUGUACCUCGAUCUUGGUUGAAGCCAAAUCAUAAUCUGUUAGUUGUUUUCGAGGAACUUGGGGGAGAUCCUUCAAGAAUUUCACUUGUGAAGAGAUCAGUGAGAAGUGUCUGUGCUAUUGUAUCAGAAUACCAUCCAAAUAUUAAGAAUUGGCAGAUUGAGAGCUACGGGAAAUCAGAAGAGUUCCAUCCUCCAAAAGUUCACUUGCGUUGUAGUCCUGGCUAUGCUAUCUCUUCCAUUAAAUUUGCAAGCUUUGGAACUCCUUCAGGGACCUGUGGGAAUUAUGAGCUCGGAGCUUGUCAUUCUCCCGCAUCCUAUGCCAUUUUAGAGAAGAAAUGCAUAGGAAAGCCAAGAUGCUUAGUCACUGUAUCAAACAGCAUCUUUGGACAAGAUCCUUGUCCGAAUGUGAUGAAGUGGUUAUCAGUUCAAGCUGUUUGUUCUCCAACUGCUACCAAUUGGAGGGGUUGA
This is a messenger RNA of Gastrolobium bilobum, 2556 nucleotides long. RefSeq names its product beta-galactosidase 3-like. The coding region runs from base 1 to 2556 and encodes 851 amino acids. Gene Ontology annotation, cellular component: vacuole; cell wall. The record is from RefSeq and is a predicted model, not a curated record. The transcript is spliced from 19 exons. Gene Ontology annotation, molecular function: beta-galactosidase activity; carbohydrate binding. Gene Ontology annotation, biological process: carbohydrate metabolic process. Lineage: Eukaryota; Viridiplantae; Streptophyta; Magnoliopsida; Fabales; Fabaceae.